Lutzomyia longipalpis is the source of this 1101-nucleotide messenger RNA. Its product is annotated as 40S ribosomal protein S12, mitochondrial. The transcript has 3 exons. Gene Ontology annotation, molecular function: structural constituent of ribosome. The record is from RefSeq and is a predicted model, not a curated record. Gene Ontology annotation, biological process: translation. Gene Ontology annotation, cellular component: ribosome; small ribosomal subunit. Lineage: Eukaryota; Metazoa; Arthropoda; Insecta; Diptera; Psychodidae. The coding region runs from base 638 to 1048 and encodes 136 amino acids.
UUUUUGUCUAUUUGUUUUAACGUGUUUUCAGUUAGUCCACUCUCCUCAACAUUAUUUUGUUUUUUUGCGCUACAUUAUUGAGUUUCCACGUAAAAUGGGUGGAAAGACGACGCAAUACCGAAAAAUCCUGCGGGUGCUGAAGGCAAAAGAGAAGGAACUGCAAAAAAUUCGUGGCAAGCAAAAAUGCGCAAAAGAUGUGCAAAAUGAAAAGGAUUUGGCACAAAGAGAGGCGGAAGUGAUCAAGGAUAUUGCAAAACUUAGAGCUGAGAAGAAAAAAUACGAAAUUUAACUUUUGAGCCGGACAUCCUUUUGUUUUGCCGGAAUUCAAAUCAAAACGAUGACUGCGACCUUGAAGACUCUUUCAGUAUUCUGAAAUACUUUUUUUAAAUUUUGGGACCUUUAAUUGAACUCAUUCGAAUUAAUCGAAUUCUAAGAAGAAAUUGAGGAAAUUAAUAAUUUUUAUUAAUUCAUUUUGCAGACAAUUUUCAACUUGUAAAUUUUGUGAAUUUCUCCUUUGAAAUUUUAACGCUAGUUGGCGCUAAGUGUUACAAAGAAUAAUAAAAGAUGUUUUGUUGAGGAGAAAAUUGGAUUUUCUUCCUAUUUUCUUUUGAAAAGUUUAUCUAGGAGGGUUUGUGAGAUGAAUCUAGGACGCUUUUUGACAACAGCCACAUCCCUGUUCAAUGGAUUCACUGUAGCCUCCUUGAAUGCAGUCCGGGGGAUGGCAUCGUUGCAGAGAAUGCACAGAACGGGUCCCCAUAAGAAGGAAAGAGCCCCACGUCAGCCAUUGGAUGGGAAACCCUUUGCCAAGGGGAUUAUCCUGAAAACUCUCAUAAAGAAACCGAAGAAACCCAAUUCGGCUAAUAGAAAAUGCGUCCUAGUGCGCCUCUCCACGGGCAAGGAGAUGGUUGCGUAUGUUCCGGGCAUUGGGCAUAAUCUCCAAGAGCACAAUAUUGUCCUGUGUCGCGUGGGACGAUUGCAGGAUGUACCUGGGGUGAAGAUAAAAUGCGUCCGGGGUGUUUAUGAUCUACCGCAUGUGAAGAAAGCUUAGAAUUUUAUUGUUAGAAAACGAAUUAAGAAUUACAGAAUUAUUUGUAGAAAUCA